AUGGAUGUCGUUUUUGACCCUCGCAUUGCCGGGAGCCUACUCGGCCAUUUUGCGGCCGCGGUCAACGGGACAUCUGUCGCUCAGGGCACAUCUUUCCUCGCCAGCUCCAAAGGUAAACGCAUCUUCCGGGAAGGAAUUGACGUUAUUGAUGAUCCGACCCGUCCCGGCGGGCUGGCGUCCCGGCUUUUUGACGGAGAAGGCGUCAGACCGCGCCGGUUGCCGUUGACAGAAGGCGGCAUUCUUGCAAACUGGCUCCUAGAUCAGACAAGCGCCAACCAGCUGGGCCUGACCAAUAAUGGCUGCGCGCGACGCGCGCCCGGUGGCACGCCAUCACCCUCAAGCAGCAAUCUUUACCUCGAUGGCGGCAAACACACUCCAGAAGAACUGAUCUCCGAUAUCAAGGAGGGCGUAUACAUUACUGAAAUGAUCGGAUCGACAAUCAAUAUGUUGACCGGCGAUUACAGUCGUGGGGCGUCCGGUUUUAUGAUAAGGAACGGCCAGAUUGCUGAACCCGUUGCCGGUUUGACCGUUGCAGGUCAAUUAAGCGACAUGUUUAAAAACAUGUUUGCGGCCAACGACCUCUUAUUUCGGCGCAGUAUCAAUGCGCCGACGCUACGCAUCGCCGACCUGAUGGUCGCGGGUGAAUAA
This is a messenger RNA of Galendromus occidentalis (western predatory mite), 648 nucleotides long. Its product is annotated as metalloprotease PmbA-like. Bases 1 to 648 code for a protein of 215 amino acids. Gene Ontology annotation, molecular function: metallopeptidase activity. Gene Ontology annotation, biological process: proteolysis. The transcript has a single exon. The record is from RefSeq and is a predicted model, not a curated record. Gene Ontology annotation, cellular component: cytosol. NCBI's taxonomy places the organism in Eukaryota, Metazoa, Arthropoda, Arachnida, Mesostigmata, Phytoseiidae.